AUGGCGGAUGAGAGUGCGGCCGAACUGCCGCCAGGAGCACCGCCACCAAACCCAAACAGCGGAAACGCGGCCGAGGCUGUAGCCGUGGCUACGACGAGCCUUUCAGCAAGCGUUGAAGCGGAAAGGGUGCCUCCCGGACCUUCCGCGGUGGGGGAAACCAUAUCCGCCGCAGGCAAUCAGCCCGCGGGGCAAGCGCACGAUUCAGCGACUCAAUUUUCUUCCGCCGGAGAAGGCACAGGCGGAAGCUCCGCGGCUCUUCCUUCCGCCGGUUCCUCAGUUUCCGGGCCGCCGCCGGUCGGUGCUGCGGAGGAUGAGGAGCUGUCCGCCGCCGACGUGCAUUACUUCGCGGAAACGCUCCGCCAAUGGCACGGCCGGACGGACACGCCGCGCUGCCCCGCCGCGGGGACGUUCCGCCGACACACCGUCGGCGGGAAACCGCGCGGCGGCGUCCCCCUGCUGAUGUCCGCCCCGGCCGGGGGAAGCGCCGCCAUGCGCGGCGCAGCGGCGACGUUCGGGGGCCUUGCGGCGGGGGCGGCGGCGGGGGAGAAGAAGCAGAAGAAGGAAGAGGAGCAGCCGCUGUUAGCGCAAGGCGGCGCGGCGGAGGCGGGCAGCGGGGGGGCGGCUGGCGCAGGCGCAGGCGCAGCGGCGGGGGAAGCCGCGGAAGGCGCGGCGGAGUUCGACUACGGGAAGCUGCGCGGGGUGCUGACGGGGCUAGCGAAAGACGUGCUGGUAGAGCUUUGGAUAGAGCAGCACGUGCGGCUGGUGGAAGUGGGGGAACGAGAAGCCGCCGCGGAGGCUUACCGGGGCAUCAUGGAGCGCGCGCAGCAGCUGCAGCGCGUGUCGUUCCGCGUGCCGUCCAAGAGGGAGGGGUUGACCGGCAUUGACCUGCUGCUGCGCGACGGGCUGCUGACGUUCCUGGUCAAACUCAGUCAAUACCUUCCGCCCAUGCCCGAACAGGUGGUGAAGCUACACGAUGUGACCUACACAGCCAAGAUCCAGCGCAAGCAGGAGGGGUACGAGACGGUGGGGUCGAAGCUUCUCGGCUGCUUCCUGCCGUGCGCCUCACCGCCUGCCCCCUGGGAGGAUUUCAACGUGCUCUCAGACCUCUCUGCUUACUUCAUGCCCGGCUCGCUCACUCUCAUCUGCGGCCCGCCCGGAUGCGGAAAAUCCGCCUUCCACAAGACCAUCGCAGGGCGCCUCCCAGAGACCAAGUCCCUGCGCCUGUCCGGCGAAGUAACGUACAACGGGAGGCCGUGGCGGGAGGUGCAGGUGCGGCGCAUGACGGCGUUUGUGGGGCAGACGGACGAGCACAUCCCCACGCUCACAGUCAUGGAGACGUGCAAGUUCGCUCAGGAGUGCGGCCGACUCAUCACUCCCAAGGAUUAUGAGCCCCUGCAGGGGCUUAUGGAGAUGAUCCGUACGGAGCUGGGCGGCAUGGACUUGAAGCUGGAGUUCACGCUUCACCUGCUGGGGCUCAAGGGAGCGGCCGACACCAUCGUGGGCAGCCGCACCGUGCGGGGCGUGAGUGGAGGGGAGCGGCACCGCGUGACAACCGCUGAGAUGAUGUCGGGCAUGUUUGUGGUGAUGGCAUUUGACGAGAUCAGCACGGGGCUGGACAGCAGUGCGACGUACGACAUAGUGUCGGCCAUUCGCACCAUUGCCCGCGUGCGCCGCACCACCAACGCCUUCUCUCUGCUGCAGCCGCCGCCCGAAGUGUUCAACCUCUUUGACAGGGUGAUAGUGCUGAGCGAGGGCAGUAUCAUCUACCAGGGUCCACAGGCUGAUGUGCUGACUUACUUUGAAGGGCUGGGGUACCGCAAGCCUCCCCAUGUGGACGUGGCGGAUUUUAUUCAGGAGAUUCCAACAGAGUCAGGUGUGGAAUUUGUGGCACCUGGCGCCGCCCACCUGAGCACGGCGCAGCUGGUGGAGGCAUACCAUCACUCGGCGCACUACAGGGAUGUGAUGCGCGUGGUGCAGGGGGAGAAGGUGUGCAAGUCCGUGUGGGUGGAGGUGCAGCCGCCUAUCGACCUGACCUUCUCCGUGUCAGGGGACUCAGUUGUGGUGGCCAGCGUGGCACCGCACUCCCACCUCGCGCGCCCAGACAUCAACUGCACUGAUACCGUGCAACCAGGGGACUCUGUCACAGGCCUGGCCCUCCCCGGAGGGAUCAUGCAGUAUGCUAAGCCAGGGGGGGGCGGAGGAGGAGGGGAGGAGGGAGGAGCGGAGGGUGGGGAGCAGGAGGGAUUGGUGAGUGCGGGGGAGCUGCAGAAGAAGUUGUUGGUUGCGGCGAGUGGGAAGGGCGGAGGCGGGAAGGAGGGGGAGGGGGAAGGGGAUGGAGGGGGUGCUGUGCGGCUGCAGCUGGAGCGACCGUUGGUGCAGGUGGGUGGGAUGCGGUUGGAGGGGUCUGAGGAGGAGCCGUCGCACGCCAAGUUUGAGCAGGAGUAUGCCAUCCCCUGGUGGCCCAGCACGAAGCUGGUGGUGGGGCGGCAGUUCAAGGUCGCCAUCCGCAACACCUCCUUCCUCAUCGCACGCGGCAUGCAGGUGCUCAUCCUGGGCAUAUUCACAGGAACGGUCUUCUUCCAGAUCCCCAACACCGUCUCCACGGCCACCAUGCAGCUGCGCCUCUCCAUCGCCUUUGCUGCCACCAUGGCCCUCGCACUGGGCGGCUUUGCACUCAUCCCCAACAUCAUAGACGAGCGGCAGGUGGUGGAGAAGCAGCUGGGGGCGAGGUUCUACCACUCCACGUCCUACGUCAUUGCCAGUACCAUCUGCAACUUCCCCUUCUCGCUCGCUGAGGUGCUGAUAUACGGACCACUCGUGUACUGGCUGACGGGCAUGAGUGCGGCGGACAACGGAGCGCACUUCUUCCUCUUCAUGCUGCUGCUGCUCGCAGUCGACGUCAUGGGCGCCACGCUCAUCCGCCUCAUCGCCUCCAUCAGCUCGUCACGCGAGAUGGCCUCCAGCCUUGCAGGUCUCAUGGUCAUCACCUUCCUGCUCUUCACGGGCUUCCUGCUCACGAAGCCCAACAUCCCCCCCUGGUGGAUCUGGAUGUAUUACAUCAACCCGCUGCAGUACGGAGUCACGGCCAUCUGCAUCAACGAGUUCCUCUCCGGCUCUUACAACGAGCUCUGCAGCACAGUCAACACCACCACCGCAUCUUUCUGCAUCAACAAGCCUGCAGGCACAACAGCAGGAGAGGCCUUCCUUCAGUUCUUCGGCAUGCCUUCUUCCUUUGGAGCUGUCUGGUUCUCCUUUGCAGCCCUCAUAGGCUUCACUGCGCUCUUCAUCUCCCUCACCUUCCUCGCUGCUUCCCGCAUUCGCUUCAACGAGAAUAAGACGCCGCCUGCCAGCCGCCUGCCGCCCCUGCCGCCCCAGAAGAACGUGUUCCAGAAGGCUGUCCGGGCGGUAAAGAAGCAGAUGUCUGCAGAGGGGGAGGCGGGCAAGGGGGGGGAGGAGGAGGGGAGUGGGGAGGGAGAGGCGGAGGAAGCACAGGCAAUGAUCGAGAGGGAUGGUGCUGGUGCUGCUGGUGCUGCUGCUGCUGGUGCUGGUGCUGGUGCUGGUGCUGGUGCUGCUGAUGGCAGUCGUGUUGAGGAUGGUGCAGAGGAGGAUGGAGGGAGCAAGGCGGCCCCUCAGUCUCGAGUGCAGUUCACCCCCACCACUCUUUCCUUUCACGAUCUGCUCUAUGAGGUGGACGUGCCAGGCAUGAGCGAGCCCAAGGUGCUGCUCAACAGCAUCUCUGGCUUUGUUUGCCCCGGCACCAUGACUGCGCUCAUGGGCUCCUCUGGUGCGGGCAAGACAACCCUGUUGGACGUGCUGGCAGGGCGCAAGACCAUCGGGCGCACUAGAGGCGACAUUCUCGUCAACUCCUUCCCCAAAGUGCAGGACACGUUUGCGCGCAUCUCCGGCUACGUGGAGCAGAGUGACAUCCACACGCCUUUCAUCACCAUCCGCGAGUCGCUGCAGUUCAGUGCUUCUCUCCGCCUGCCCGCCACCACCUCGCGCGCUGAAAGGGCACUGGUGGUGCAGGAGGCCAUGGACCUGCUAGAGCUGCACGACAUAGCGGACACCCUAGUGGGAUUCAUAGGCAUCAACGGGCUGUCUGUGGAGCAGGCGAAGCGGCUGACGAUAGGCGUGGAGCUGGUGGCGAACCCCAGCGUGCUGUUCCUGGAUGAACCCACCAGCGGGCUGGACAGCCGCGCUGCUGACAUUGUCGUUCGGGGUAUCAGGAACAUUGCUGCCACUGGCAGGAGCACGAUCUGCACCAUCCACCAGCCGAGCCGCCGGCUCUUCUUUGCGUUUGACUGGCUGUACCUCAUGAAGCGCGGGGGCGAGGUGGUUUACUUCGGCCCCAUCGGCCACAACGGAUGCGACCUCCUGAACUACUUUGAGUCUCUACCAGGGCUGCCCAAGUGCCGAGAUGACCAGAACCCUGCCACCUAUAUGUUGGAGAUGAUAGGGGCGGGCAUCGGUCACGCGGCCAUGCGUGACUUUGCUCUCGACUACGCUGAAAGCUUGCUUGCUGCUGACAACCAGGAGCAACUGGACGCGAUCCGGUUCGGCAGGGGCGAGUACGGGCCAGAGCCCACAGUGAAGGGGUAUGCAGCGUCGUGGGGCACGAUGACGCGUGUGGUGUUCCUGCGCCAGGUCCGCACGUACUGGCGCAACGUGUCCUACAGCUUUGGCCGCAUCAUGUUCUCCAUCAUCCUCGGCCUCAUUCUCGGCAGCGCCUUCUGGCAGAUCAACUACACCACGACGCCUGGCUUUUACUCCCGCCAGGGUCUCAUCUAUGUGGCUCUCGUGUUCGUGGCCGUGGUUAAUGCCAACAACGUCAUCCCGCAGGUGAACGCGGAGCGGCCAGUGUACUACCGGGAAAAGGCGUCCAACAUGUACUCUGCAUUCCUCUACAACCUGUCGUGGGGACUCAUUGAGAUGCCCUACCUCGCGCUCACGACGCUCAUCUUCUGCAGCAUCUGCUUCGGCAUGGCGGGAGUGUCAACGCACAGUGCAGAGGACUUCUUUCUGUUCUGGCUCAACUUCUUCCUCUACUCCUCCUGCAUCACCUACUACGGCAUCUUCAUGGCCAUGCUCACACCCAACGCCGAGACGGCCACUGUGAUCAUCCCUGUGAUAGUCAACAUCUGGAACAUCACAUCCGGCUUCAUGAUCCCCAAGACCGAAAUCCCCAGCUUCUGGGUGUGGCUCUACUACCUCAACCCCACCCAGUUCGCCCUCAACUCCCUUCUCUCCAUCGCCUUUUACUGCGACACCACCACUCCCGGCGGCCCCUGCUCUGCUCCUGGCUGUCCUACCAACCCUGCCGCCUGCCCUAACUGCACGUGCUCUAGGAUUACCGACCAGGGGGAUGUGCUGGCUUGGACAGUGGCAGAGCAGCAGCGCUCGCUGAAUCGGGGCAAUGUGGGGUGGAACGUGCUUGCGCUGGUGGCGUUUAUUGUGGUGUUUCGGGCGGGGGCUUAUCUCGGGUUGCGCUUUAUCAAGUAUAACCGGCGUUAG
This is a messenger RNA of Closterium sp. Naga37s-1, 5511 nucleotides long. NCBI's taxonomy places the organism in Eukaryota, Viridiplantae, Streptophyta, Zygnematophyceae, Desmidiales, Closteriaceae. The record is from the annotation of a GenBank genome assembly.